Funneliformis caledonium is the source of this 279-nucleotide messenger RNA. Lineage: Eukaryota; Fungi; Glomeromycota; Glomeromycetes; Glomerales; Glomeraceae. The record is from the annotation of a GenBank genome assembly.
AUGAGUGUUUCAGAAUUACUUUCAAAUGAUAAUUUAGAUUAUGAAAAUUUUUCUAAUGAUUUUAUCAAAAAUAUUCUAGAUGAUAGUGAAAGUAGACAUUUAAAAGGAAGAUCACCAGAUACUGCAAAAUUCAAAGGACCUUUAGAAACUUCUAAUAAUGUUAACAACUCACAAAUGAGCAUACCAAAAGCAUCCGGAGGCAAUCAUCACAAAGGAUCCUCGGAUAAGGAGCUUGUGGUACUUGACGUAUGUUGUUUGGUAGGAGGUUUAGAACGAUGA